Molecule: messenger RNA, 4303 nt
Organism: Ochotona princeps (American pika)
Lineage: Eukaryota; Metazoa; Chordata; Mammalia; Lagomorpha; Ochotonidae
Gene: RC3H1
Product: ring finger and CCCH-type domains 1
Exons: 19
Coding region: 469-3660 (1063 amino acids)
Molecular function (GO): metal ion binding
Source: RefSeq, a predicted model, not a curated record
GGGCGGGCCGGCGUCUGAGGAAGAGGAAGGGGGACGAGGGCGACGAGGGACGGGGCGGCGGAGGACGCGGAGGAGGAGGAGGAGGAGGAGGAAGAGGAGGCCGAGCAACAAGAUGGCCCCUGCUGCAGGAGCGGCCUCGGCAGCAGCAGGUGGGAGGCCGGAGGCGGCGCUGGCGCUGGCGGCGGCGGCCGCGGCCCGCAGGCCCGGGACGGAGUCCGAGGCGACGGUGGCGGCGCUGGCGGCGGUGGCGGUGGCUGCCGCGGCGGUGGCGACGGCCGCGGGGACUCGGAGCUGAGAGGAGCUGCUGCUCGGACCGGCGCGGUUAUAUUUCACACUAUGUGCUGACUGUAUCUACAGAAGAUAUUUUAAAAAAAAAAAGAUAAACUUUUUUCAGAGAUUUUGAUUCCAGUGGAAUCUGCUUUAGAUUUGUGUGUGUGUGUGUGUUAGUCAGUUGUAACUCCAGAAGCAAUGCCUGUACAAGCCCCACAAUGGACGGAUUUCCUCUCCUGCCCAAUUUGCACUCAGACUUUCGACGAAACAAUUCGAAAGCCCAUCAGUUUGGGCUGUGGCCACACUGUGUGCAAGAUGUGCCUGAAUAAACUCCACCGCAAGGCUUGUCCAUUUGACCAGACCACUAUCAACACAGACAUUGAGCUGCUCCCUGUGAACUCGGCGCUGCUGCAGCUUGUGGGUGCUCAGGUCCCUGAACAACAGCCCGUUACUUUGUGUAGUGGGGUUGAAGAUACAAAGCAUUAUGAAGAAGCCAAGAAAUGUGUGGAAGAGUUAGCAUUGUACCUGAAACCACUCAGCAGUGCUAGAGGAGUAGGUUUGAACAGCACUACUCAGAGUGUCCUGAGCCGCCCGAUGCAGAGGAAGCUGGUGACACUGGUGCACUGCCAGCUCGUGGAAGAGGAGGGCCGGAUCCGGGCCAUGAGGGCAGCGCGCUCUCUGGGGGAGCGCACGGUCACGGAGCUCAUCCUGCAGCACCAGAACCCUCAGCAGCUCUCUUCCAAUCUCUGGGCAGCAGUGAGGGCCAGAGGUUGCCAGUUCCUCGGGCCAGCAAUGCAGGAAGAAGCUCUAAAACUGGUUCUGCUGGCCUUGGAAGAUGGUUCUGCCUUGUCAAGGAAAGUGUUGGUUCUCUUUGUGGUGCAGAGGUUGGAGCCCCGGUUUCCUCAAGCAUCGAAAACUAGCAUCGGACAUGUCGUUCAGCUCCUUUACAGGGCCUCCUGCUUCAAGGUCACAAAACGUGAUGAAGAUUCUUCCUUGAUGCAACUGAAAGAAGAAUUUAGAACUUACGAAGCUCUUCGUCGAGAACACGACUCCCAGAUAGUACAGAUUGCUAUGGAAGCAGGUUUACGAAUUGCACCAGACCAGUGGUCCUCUUUGCUGUAUGGAGACCAGUCCCACAAAUCUCACAUGCAGUCCAUUAUUGACAAGUUGCAGACCCCAGCCUCUUUUGCACAGAGUGUUCAGGAACUGACAAUUGCUCUGCAGCGGACUGGAGACCCAGCAAACCUGAACCGGCUGAGACCCCAUUUGGAGCUGCUGGCCAACAUUGACCCUAGUCCAGAUGCUCCUCCUCCAACUUGGGAACAACUAGAAAAUGGGCUGGUCGCUGUACGUACAGUGGUACACGGGCUGGUGGAUUAUAUUCAGAACCACAGCAAGAAAGGGGCAGAUCAGCAGCAGGCUCCACAGCAUAGCAAAUAUAAAACCUACAUGUGUCGCGACAUGAAGCAGAGAGGAGGAUGCCCUCGUGGCGCCAGCUGCACCUUCGCGCACUCCCAGGAGGAGCUGGAAAAAUUUCGGAAGAUGAACAAGCGUCUGGCUCCGCGGAGGCCACUGAGUGCCUCCUUGGGUCAGCUGAAUGAGGUGGGCCUGCCUUCAGCAGCUAUCCUUCCGGAUGAAACUGCAGUGGAGCUGCCCGACAGGAAACCACCUGCUCUGCCAAAUGGAAUCGUCUCGGCAGGCGGUUCUGCAACACAGCUGAUUCCUCGCGGGACAGACCCCAGCUACGACGCCGGCCUCAAGCCGGGCAAGCUGGAUCAUCUGAGCAGCAGCGCUCCCGGGUCCCCUCCCGACCUGUUAGAGUCUGUCCCUAAGAGUAUUUCUGCCUUGCCUGUGAAUCCACAUCCCGUACCACCAAGGGGACCAGCAGACCUGCCUCCUAUGCCUGUCACCAAACCGCUGCAGAUGGUCCCGCGCGGCUCUCAGCUGUACCCAGCCCAGCAGGCAGAUGUAUACUAUCAGGACCCUCGAGGGGCUGCGCCGACGUUUGAACCAGCGCCUUACCAGCAGGGAGUGUACUACACUGCACCACCACCGUGUGUGUCCCGCUUUGUCCGCCCUGCACCGUCCGCUCCGGAGCCCGGCCCUCCCUGCUUGGACCACUAUCCAGCCUACCUUCAGGACCGCGUCGUGAGCUCUCAGUAUGGCACACAGCCACAGCAGUACCCGCCCGUGUACCCACCUCACUAUGAUGGCCGUCGCGUAUACCCUGCUCAGUCUUAUACAAGAGAAGAAAUUUUCCGGGAAAGCCCUAUUCCCAUUGAGGUUCCUCCUGCACCAGUGCCAUCCUAUGUGCCAGAAUCCAGAGAGAGAUACCAGCAGAUGGAGGGUUACUAUCCAGUGGCUCCUCAUCCCUCUCAGAUCAGAGCUCCGUACCCCAGAGUAUGCUGGGAGCCUCCUUAUAGCCGACUUCCUCCCCCUCCCCAGCCCCAUCCCAGUCUAGAUGAGCUGCAUCGCCGCCGGAAGGAAAUCAUGGCCCAGCUCGAAGAAAGAAAGGUCAUCUCCCCACCUCCUUUUGCUCCUUCACCAACAUUGCCUCCUGCCUUUCAUCAAGAGGAAUUUCUGGAUGAAGACUUGAAGGCGGCUGGGAAAUAUAAAGGAAAUGACUACAGCCAGUAUUCUCCCUGGUCAUGUGAUACCAUCGGCUCCUACAUCGGAACCAAAGACGCAAAACCCAAAGAUGCUGUGGCAGCAGGAAGCAUGGAAAUGAUGAACAUGGAGGGCAAAGGCGUGCGAGACCCACGGUUAGACCCGCAGCGGAGGGCAGCCGAGGCCAGUGACGACGACCUGAUUCCGUUUGGAGACCGGCCAACAGUCUCUCGGUUUGGUGCCAUCUCUCGGACUUCUAAAACAAUUUAUCAGGGUGCUGGCCCGAUGCAGGCUAUGGUGCCUGCAGGAGCUCCCACCAAAUCUCUUGGCAUUUCAGAUUACAGUCCGUACGGAAGUCACGCUGCCUGGGGAGGUUCUCCGUAUUCACCUCAUCAAAACAUGCCUUCUCAGGGACACUUCGGUGAGAGGGAAAGAAUACCCAUGUCAGAAGUGGGCGGCCACGGAAAGCCUCUGCCGUGUGCAGACAGAGAGCAGCUGCGCCUGGAGCUGCAGCAGCUGAACCACCAGAUCAGCCAGCAGAGCCAGCUGCGGGGACUAGAGGCUGUUAGUAACAGGCUACUGUUGCAGAGGGAGGCCAGUACCCUGGCAGGCCAGCCACAGCCCCCGCCACCGCCUCCCAAAUGGCCUGGAAUGAUCUCCAGUGAGCAGCUGAGCUUGGAGCUCCACCAUGUGGAAAGGGAGAUCGGGAAGAGAACCCGCGAGCUGAGCAUGGUGCACUCUGGGAGGCAGCAGGGGACAGCUGCAGCGCGUUGGCUCCUGUGAUCCAGCAGAUGGAAGAUCUCCCUACCUGUUAUCUUUGUUUUGGUUUUUAGUAUUUACUUAUUUUACUUGGAAAGUCGGAGUUAUGGAGAGGGAAGGAGACACCAAGAGGGAUCUUCCAUUCGCUGGAAACGCUGCGAUAACCAUGGCUGAGCUUAUGCAGCCUGCGAGCCAGGAGCUUCCUUGGGAACUCCCACCUGGUUCAGCGACACCAGCUCACGGGCCAUCCUACCUAGUUUUCCCAGGACAUAAGAAGGAGCUUGAUCAGGAAGCGGAGCAGCCAGGACAUGAACUGGCACGCAUAUGGGAUGCCACUGCCAACAGGCUGAGGGUUAACCUUUGAUACUACUGUACCAGCCCCACUCUACCUUUCAAAUAAAUGAAAUUUUAAAAAUUUAUUCACCAAGUAACAUUCUAUGUUUAAUAGCCUUUAAAUUGUUAGUGACAUUUUUGUUAUGAGAUGCAGUCCUAUGCAACUACAUCAAUGGAUGCCACUUGCUAUUGGAUAUUGGAUAGUGUACUAACAUUGAUUGCAGGAUAAUUUGCAUAUUAGCAGAGUCAAACAUUCCCUUAACUUACAUAAAAUUUGAUCUUUUUCUGCUACGUAACUUUCACAUUUUUCUUACACAGAUAAUUGGUGAUGUAG